ACAUCAACGACUGUAGUCCAAAUCCCUGUCUCCAUGGCAACUGUACUGACGGAAUGAAUAAAUUUAGUUGUAAUUGUGAAGCAGGAUUCACAGGACAACGGUGUGAGACCAGCAUCAACGACUGUAGUCCAAACCCCUGUCAUCAUGGAAGUUGUACUGACGGAAUAAAUAAAUUCAGUUGUAAUUGUGAAGCAGGAUUCACAGGACAACGGUGUGAGACUAAUAUCAACGACUGUAGUCCAAACCCUUGUCACGAUGGAAACUGCACUGAUGGAGUAAAUGAAUUUACUUGCGAAUGCCAGGCUGGUUAUACUGGAAACUGUGAGCAGUACAUUGACGCGUGCAUCCCGAAUCCUUGCAAAACACAUGGAGUAUGUCAUAAACAUGGAAACACAUAUUUGUGUCAGUGUAAUCAAGGAUACACUGGACAGAGAUGCCAGACGGAACUUCUUUCGUCAUCUAAGACUUCUUCCCAAACAAUACAUAUAUCAUCUGCAACAAUGCCAUCGUCACUCGAAUCAUCACAUGAGUUAAUGUUCAUGUCAACUGUAGCCGUGUCUACGCCAUCCGAAGAAAUGCAUACAUCAUACAAAACAAUGCCUUCAUUACCAACUGUUAUAUCUACGUCAUCAAAAGCAAUGCUUACGACAUCUAACGAAUUCGCUACGCAAUCCGAAUCAAUAUCCACUUCAACAGAAACACUGUCCAUGUCAUCUCAACCGAUACGUACGACAUCCGAACAAAUAGCUUCGUCAAUAUCUACGUCAUCAAAAGCAACACUUACGUCAUCUACAACCGUUACACCAUCCGAAACGAUAUCCACAUCAUCAGAAACCCUUUCCGCGUCAUCUCAACCGAUACGUAUGACAUCCGAACUGAUAGUUUUGUCAAUGUCUACGUCAUCAAAAGCAACACUUACGUCAUCUACAACCGUUACACCAUCCGAAACAAUAUUCACAUCAUCAGAAACCUUUUCCGCGUCAUCUCAACCGAUACGUACGACAUCCAAACAAAUAGCUUCGUCAAUGUCUGCGUCAUCAAAAGCAACACUUACGUCAUCUACAAUCGUUACGUCAUCCGAAACGAUAUCCACAUCAUCAGAAAACCUUUUCGCGUCAUCUCAACCGAUACGUAUGACAUCCGAACUGAUAGCUUCGUCAAUCUCUACGUCAGCAAAAUCAAUGCUUAUGUCAACCGAGUCUAUUUCCUCCUCGUCUGAAAUAAUACCUACAACAUCAGAGCAAAUAACUUCCUCAACCCAAGUAAUGGCUGAUUCGUCUCCUCAUGCAAUGCUAACGUCUUCCGAGGCUAUGGUUCUAUCAUCUGAAUCAAUUCCUAUGUCAUCCAAAAUAAAGCCUACGUCAUCCAUAACAAAGAAACCAGACAAUACAGGAUCGCCUACUCAUGAAGUACAUUCCCGGAAACCGAACACUGAUUCUGUCGUCACUAUAUCGCCGACUAAGACCACGGGUCCAGCCUCUGCUGUACAGGUAUCCAUUACCUCGGUCAGUAUCCAGCUGCUAGGCGAUGUUUCGGAUGAGACUAAGAUCGUUAGGGAUCACGUGAUGGAACUAUUAAAAUUGUCAAACACUUCCUCAUUGACAGUCGGAGUUUCAUCAAAACUAACCAUUAUUAUCGGCGGUGAUACCGUUACCAAUCUGACGCUUAGCAUCAGCUCAUGGGAUUCAAGACCACAAAUGUCGAGAGAACUUUUAGCCACAGCCCUGCACAAAACAGUGUCUACUCUACAGCUGCGACAGUACGAUAACACUGUGAGCGUACAUACACAAACAGCCACAGAGAACAGCUGGGCCGGCGACCAUGCUGUUAUGAUCGGGAUAGUUGCAGCAGUUGUAGCUGGCAUCCUCAUCCUUACUACUGUAAUCAUGGUGAUGAGGAAAAGGGGCACACUACGAGAAGGUAAAGACAUCUACCUAGAUGACGACGGUGUAUCCAACAGUAUUAAUCUGGAACCUAUUUCUAAGAACGAACAAAGAGAGUUUGACAACCCAAUGUAUGGGGGCAUCGACUGCUACAUGCCGUUAGAGACAUCCGAGCCUUUAAAAUAUAAAACUCGAAUACGACUCAGAUCUAUUAAUGAACACCGUAAUAGCAUGAUAGGACACCACAGCAUCAGUAUAGAUAACAACAGAAGGAGACAUCUAAUUACGGAAACCAUGGGUACAUCUCACCAACAGACAAGGACUAUACGAUUCCAGUGGAUACCUGUACUCCUACUACAAGUAAUACUUCUCGUCCAGGUUCGAUGCAGAACAGAUAUAGGAAAGACUACGUCCUCCAAGGUGCUGGUGAUUGUAGAUCUGAAGCGGUACGAGGACACAGCCCACUAUAAAUGUGACACGGGUGUGUUCAGCGACUCCAAAUGCGACGUAUAUAUGCAACUUUGCACUGCCUCUAAUAAAUGCACGAAGAAGGACAGUAGAAGUAGGGUAGACAAUACCUACGGGUUUCUGUUCAAGGAUCAACCGAAGACACAACAGUACAACCCUUCCUACUGGUAUCUGGGGCGAUGGAACGGGACAUUCUUACUGUCCGUGGACCUAGUGGAUUACGAUUCUGUGGGCAGAGACGACAUAUUCGGAAACAUACAUUACAACUUCAACAGCCCUGUAGGAACAAGCAGAAAUAUAACAGCAGAGGCAACGAGAAACAGCAAGUUAAGGUUAACAUUUGAAAUAACCACGAGGUGUUUACCACGAUAUUACGGUCCCACCUGUACCACGUUAUGUGUGGAGCAUGCCCACUCACGCUGCACUGCGAACGGAACCAAUGUCUGCUUACAGGGGUUCACAGGAACGGACUGUAAUAUAGACAUAAACGAGUGCACACACGGCAUUUGUAACCAUGGGAACUGCACAGACCUCAUCAAUGGAUACAUUUGUACCUGUUCAGAGGGCUACACGGGGCAAAACUGUACAACCAUCUUAAAUGAAUGUAGCCCUAAUAUCUGUCACCAUGGCAACUGUACUGACAAAGUAAAUGGAUUUAGUUGCAGUUGUGAUGCAGGAUUUACGGGCCCAAUCUGUGAUACCAACAUAGACGACUGUAGCCCUAACCCAUGUAACCAUGGCAUCUGUACUGACAAAGUAAAUAGUUUUAGUUGUAGUUGUGAAAAAGGAUUUACAGGCACAACCUGUGAUACCAACAUAGACUACUGUAGCCCUAACCCAUGUAACCAUGGCAACUGUACUGACAAAGUAAAUAGUUUCAGUUGUAGUUGUAAAAAAGGAUUUACAGGAAAAACUUGUGAUACCAACAUAGACGACUGUAGCCCUAAUCCCUGUAACCAUGGCAACUAUUCUGACAAAGUAAAUGGUUGCAGUUGUAGUUGUAAAAAUGGAUUUACAGGAAAAACUUGUGAUACCAACAUAGACGACUGUAGACCUAAUCCCUGUAACCAUGGCAACUGUUCUGACAAAGUAAAUGGUUUCAGUUGUAGUUGUAAAAAAGGAUUUACAGGAAAAACUUGUGAUACCAACAUAGACGACCGUAGCCCUAAUCCCUGUAACCAUGGCAACUGUACGGACAAAGUAAAUGGUUUUAGUUGCAGUUGUGAUGCAGGAUUUACGGGCCCGACCUGUGAUACCAACAUAGACGACUGUAGACCUUAUCCCUGUAACCAUGGCAACUUAAAUGGUUGCAGUUGUAGUUGUAAAAAUGGAUUUACAGGAAAAACUUGUGAUACCAACAUAGACGACUGUAGCCCUUAUCCCUGUAACCAUGGCAACUGUACUGACAAAGUAAAUAGUUUUAGUUGUAGUUGUGAAAAAGGAUUUACAGGCACAACCUGUGAUACCAACAUAGACUACUGUAGCCCUAACCCAUGUAACCAUGGCAACUGUACUGACAAAGAUUUACAGGCCCGACAUGUGAUACCAACAUAG
Molecule: messenger RNA, 3905 nt
Organism: Mizuhopecten yessoensis (Yesso scallop)
Lineage: Eukaryota; Metazoa; Mollusca; Bivalvia; Pectinida; Pectinidae
Exons: 16
Coding region: 54-3905 (1283 amino acids)
Biological process (GO): cell communication; Notch signaling pathway
Cellular component (GO): membrane
Molecular function (GO): calcium ion binding; Notch binding
Source: RefSeq, a predicted model, not a curated record